Durio zibethinus is the source of this 4557-nucleotide messenger RNA. RefSeq lists its product as uncharacterized. The record is from RefSeq and is a predicted model, not a curated record. NCBI's taxonomy places the organism in Eukaryota, Viridiplantae, Streptophyta, Magnoliopsida, Malvales, Malvaceae.
ACGGAGAAUAAAACCCGGGUGAUCCCGCUUUUGUAUAAGUGACCUACGCGAAAAAUUUUUCUUCAACAAACAUAUUUGUCACUUGAUAUUUCUUCCUCUUCGGCUGCUGUUCCUUUGCUCCGCCACUUCCUCCAUCGUGCUUUCCUUCCCCAAAUUUUUUAGCUUUUACGAAGCGUCGUCGUUUAUGUGUAGUUGUUUCUUUUGUUGGUUUUCGUUUUAUUGUUUUGAUGGCAACUGCACCAGUAAAGUCACAGCCUUUACACAACUUCAACUUUCCGUUUCUGAAAUGGGGGACCCACGGAGGAGGUAGUUCUUCAACCGCUACCACCGACCACCGCCGUUCUCCGGAAUCCGACUCGGACCACGACCAUCUACGCCCGACGCGUGUAGGGUCACGCUCCACCCGCAUUCACCGCUUAUCCUUCCCUCCCCCACCAAAACCCGUUAAACAAAGUCACCGCGAAGAAGGAGAACAACAACAAGAAGAAGAAAAGUCGUUAAAGCCACUAAAAAAUGAAGCUGAAGAAGAAGAGGAGGAGACGGUGCAGAGACCGUGGAAUUUGAGGCCGAGGAAGGUAGCGGUGGAGACGUCGGCGGCAGGAGUGACAUCCAUGAUGGAAAAGAUGAGUGAAACGGCGGCCCCGAAGUCGAUGAGAUUAAGGGGUUUGGCUGAAAAUGGAGGGGUUACUGAAAAGAAAGAAAAAAAGAAGUUUUGGAUAGCUUUAUCAAGGGAAGAGAUUGAAGAAGACAUCUUUGUGAUGACAGGAUCAAGGCCCGCUAGAAGGCCCAAGAAAAGGCCCAAGAAUAUUCAGAAACAGCUUGAUAAUGUUUUUCCUGGGUUAUGGUUGGUUGGUACAACGGCUGAUGAUUAUCGUGUUGCUGAUGCUCUUGUUAAGAAAUAGAUAUGAUUUUAGAUGCUUAACAGAUUACCAGAUGCAAAGGGGAUGGUUAUGGUGUUAGUGAAUUUGGAAAUCUGGGAGCUUUUGUAGGGAAUGGCUCAUUGAGACCUCAAAUUUUUUUGAGGUUUAAUGAAAAUAUGAUGCUUGUAAAGAAAAUGAAAGAGUAUGAGAAAAGAUAUUUAAUUUCUUUUAUGUUUUUAUUUUGUGUUGCGCAGAGGGUAGAGUAGGGAUAGAGUUUUCAUGGGUUUAUAAAUUGAUGCUAAUCUUUUUAGACAUUGGAUAUAAACAGAAUUGUGGAUGAAACAGAGAGAAUUUCUUUCAAGUCUUUUCAUUUCAGUAUGCUGAAUUGGUAUUCCAUUUGGGAUAUUUGGUUUUGUAAAUUUUCUAACUCUUUUGAUUGCUUAUAAUGUUUGACAGGCUUCCCUACACCGGUGGGGGGCAGAGUUUCAAGCUGUGUAGUUAAUUUGCUAUCCAUAAUCGUAUUUGAUUUAUUAUUGAAGGUUCUGCAUUCUUCCUUCAUCUGGAAGAACUCUUCCUCUAAUUCAUCUGAGCUUCAUCAAGAGGAGCUCCUGAUAAGGUUUAAAUUUAGUUGAUUACUUUAAUUGCUGUUUUUCUUCCUGUUUUCAUCACCCCAUAUGAUAUAAUAUAUUUGUAGCUGUAUUCACUAAAUUAUCUUUUACAAAAUUUGAGAUCUUAGCAUAGGGAAUUCUUUUUUGCUUUGUAUGCAUUUUGAUUUUACAAAAUUUCAUGGCAGUUCACAAGAAUAAAUUCUCCAUCUCACUUAACAAUUUGCAUGGCCUGAGUUUGAAGACUUUGCCAGCUUGUGCUUCAUAUGUAGGAUCUUUUAGGUGCUUGUUAGAAGAACACGAUAAUAUUCCUGGUAAUAAUAAUGGAGACUUGGGUUUUAGUACCCACAGGAGUUUAAAUAUCAUCUCAAUUGUCUGUCUUGAAGGUUAGCGUAUGUAGGCUUUCAUAUUUUUGUGGCAGCUAGUUAGUUUCUCCGGGCACUUGUUUCAAAUUAAGAGUGUAGGAAGUUUUUUUUUUUAUUCUUGUCCAUUUUCUUGAGUACUAUAUUUUUUUAAUUUUGGAUUCUAGUUUUAUAUUAUCUUUCUGUUUACUGGUAUUGAGCAGGGCCUUCUUUUUACCCUUCUAUAUAUAAUCAAAUAGGGUAACUUAUGUCAACCUCCUUCCUCCCAUAAAAGAAAAAAAGAAUUUAUGCCCUUUUCUCAUGAACCACUGUUAAAAAUUGCUGGUUUACUUUAAACGGGCAUAUUUUUCUUGAAAGUGCAGUUUUCGAAACUUUUUGCUGCUUAACUGCUUACUGAAGUAUCAAUUAGUGAGUGCCAAACAUGAGUGGAAAUGGGAUUUUCCUAAUCCAUUACUGUUUACCAUCUCUUGUAAGAUUUUAAUACUUUUCCAUCUCUUUUUUUUUUAAUGAUUUGGCUCUGAAUUGUUCUGUGAAGCUUUUAUGGCCAAAGCACUAUCAUUUUGUCACAUAUUUUUGUUCGUUUUCUUUCACUCUUUUUUAUUGUGAUUUCAUUACUAGCAAGAAACCUCUAUUUUGCAUCAUCUAGUUAAUAAAUUACAAGCAUAAUCAUCACUGAUUACCAGAAAAAGUACCUCUUUUUUAAAGUUAGAAGUGGGUUUUAGUCAGGAAGUGUCUAGCCUGAUGUUUAUCUGAUUGAUCCAAUUUCAUUAAACCUAGCAUCUUUGCUGUUUUUGCAUGAAUAAUUAUAAGCUUAUAGUGAUACAGCAUUCUGUUUAGAAGAUUAUAUCUUACUAGUUUUUUUAUCUCCAUUUUUUUCCAAGAUUGCCUUGUUUCCUAUUGUAAGGUAAUCUACGUUCACUUCAGAUGAAAACUGAAAAAGUUCAUAACCAAGUUAGGAUCCAGCUAUUCUCUGUAAUGUUCUUUUUUCCAAGUAUAGUCCUCAUUGAUUCCGAAUCUAUGCUAAUUCAGACAUUAGCCAUCAUCUUAUGAAAUAUAAACAUUGUCUUUUUACUUGGAAUUAUAUGUUUAGUUGCCGGUUCUAGGAAAGACAGCAGCAGUCAGGAUAGGAAAACCUCAUUGGCAGUAUUGCAUAUUUACUUAGAUGAAUAACAUUGUGUGACUUAGAAUAUGAUGAUAAACAAAGAAAUGACAUUCGUUGAGAUUUAAAUUUCAGAUUUGGUAACCAAUUCAGUUUAAGUUUCGGUGUCAAUUUCUUUCAAAUUUAGAUCCAUGAAGUGCUUAGUUUCAUUAGUGCAUAUUAAUAUGUUGUUUUUUUUUCCCCAAGCCUUUUUAGCAGCUGAUGACUAAUAUAUAUUUCAUGUUUGUGAAAGUGUUAACUCAUCAUUGUAUGUUAAUUUUAACACAAGUGUCAACCUGAUGGAAAAGCCAGUGCUGUUUACUCAAUUUCCUCCUGAAAACCCUGUUUCUCAAAAUUUAGAUAUUUAGUCCACAUAUUAGAAAAACACGGUUUUCUUCGUGUCCAUACAGAAAUUUGAUUUCAGUUUUAGCAACUAAACACAUUUUUCUCGGCAGUUGCCAUCAAAAGAAGUCCUUUUCCAAAUACCGCAAACAACAAAUGAAAAUACAAUUUUAUCAUUUACAAAUUUAAAAUAAAUUGUAAGUGAAGUACUUAUUAAACUACUAUUUCAACUUUUGUUUUUAUCUCCUCAAAAGUUGAUAAAAAAUUUAGGCCAUCAAAGCUAGCGUUGGCCUUUCAAGAUGAGACUGAUAUAACCUUAAAAAAAAAAAAUCCUUUGUUUUAAAUAUUGAUUGUUGGCAGAAAUUUUAAGUGUUGCUAUGAUUUCUUUUCAAUCUUUUCUUACUUGUUAUUCUUGUUUUCCGUGCUGAAGAGGGGCUCCCCAUCAACCCCAUGUUUGAAACAGCGGUUAUUGCUUUUUGUAUAGUCAAUCGCCUACUCAAAAUCUAUGGUCUCCCACUCCGUCUAUGGGGCAAGCGUGGUUGAAUUUGGACCAGGUCGCAACAGACAAAAGCCUGGACCUUUUUGUUUACCUCUUAAUCUUAGAUUCUAGUGUCUAAUCCAAAAUUACUGCAUAUAAAGUUGAAAAAUUUUGUUCUGAUAGUACAUGAAAUGAUGAUUUUAUUCUUGAAUCUUGAAUUUUUUUUCUCCUUUCUAAAACCGAAGGAACCCAUGAGAGAGUUUAUGAUAAUUACUUAGCAAAAUUCUAGUAUAUUAGCAACAGUAAGUGCCAUUAGCUUAUGCCAUGAUGAGACGAGGUAAAGAGUUUUUCAACGAGUUUCAACUUCCAUGAACUAAAUAUGAAACCUUGGUCAGUUAGUAGGCGUCUAAUGCAGGAUAUCGGAGUCGGAGAAGAGCAAGAGGGAGCUGGAAGCUGCUCCCUCUACGGUGAUUCAGGCAGUGUCGCCUCCUCUCCUGGCUAGGCUAAGAUGACGGCCCAAAGAGUAUGGAGAGAUGAUUAAUAUGAGUUUCAAGGUAAAAAAAAAAGUCACUCUCUUGUAAAAGAUACUUACCACCGUAAACAUAGUAUGAAACUCAUGCAUCGGUGUCCUUAUGAAGGCAACGACCUUAAAAUUUGAGCUGGCUUCGUUUCAGAGACUCCAAACUUGGGCUCUUCUUUUAAGAUGGAGCUCGAUCCAAAGCCCAAAGGCUCAGUGUCCUUAUUCCCUCCCUAUAUAUGAUGCCUACGAGUU